Hordeum vulgare subsp. vulgare (domesticated barley) is the source of this 1081-nucleotide messenger RNA. RefSeq names its product GTP-binding protein SAR1A-like. The transcript has 3 exons. NCBI's taxonomy places the organism in Eukaryota, Viridiplantae, Streptophyta, Magnoliopsida, Poales, Poaceae. The record is from RefSeq and is a predicted model, not a curated record. Gene Ontology annotation, biological process: intracellular protein transport; vesicle organization; endoplasmic reticulum to Golgi vesicle-mediated transport. Bases 270 to 851 code for a protein of 193 amino acids. Gene Ontology annotation, cellular component: endoplasmic reticulum exit site; COPII vesicle coat. Gene Ontology annotation, molecular function: GTPase activity; GTP binding.
CCACCUUACCUCGCCACGCCCCUUGAAUUCUCACGCUGAGGCCGAGCAGUUAAUGUCUUAAUCAACCACAGCCAAUCAAAGAAUAGGCAGGCAGCAAAAGAGAGAGAUUCAGAUCCAUCCUCGCCUCCCUCUGUCCUUCGCCGGUUUCUUCUCCCAGAUCCACCCGGCGAUCUCUGUCGCCGCCAUCGCCACGAUCGGCGCCAGAAAACCCAGCCCAGUGGAAGAGGUGUUCGAGUAGGAGAAGGUCUGCGGCGGGCGACGCUGACAAGAUGUUCCUUUGGGACUGGUUCUACGGGGUGCUGGCCUCGCUCGGCCUGUGGCAGAAAGAGGCCAAGAUCCUCUUCCUCGGCCUCGACAACGCCGGCAAGACCACUCUCCUCCACAUGCUCAAGGACGAGCGGCUGGUGCAGCACCAGCCGACGCAGCACCCCACGUCGGAGGAGCUCAGCAUCGGCAAGAUCAAGUUCAAAGCCUUCGAUCUCGGCGGUCACCAGAUCGCUCGACGGGUCUGGAAAGACUACUACGCAAGGGUUGAUGCUGUAGUAUACUUGGUUGAUGCAUAUGACAAAGAGCGCUUUACUGAAUCGAAAAAGGAGCUUGAUGCUCUCCUUUCUGAUGAUUCCUUGGCAAAUGUCCCAUUUCUCAUCCUUGGCAAUAAGAUUGACAUCCCAUAUGCAGCCUCUGAAGAAGAGCUGCGAUAUCACCUAGGCCUUAGCAACUUCACAACUGGGAAGGGCAAGGUGAAUCUUGUUGACUCCAAUGUCCGGCCUCUUGAGGUGUUCAUGUGCAGUGUUGUCCGCAAGAUGGGCUAUGGUGAUGGGUUUAAGUGGGUCUCGCAGUACAUCAAGUAGGGCUCGUGUUGUUCUCAGACGUCAAAUUUUCUUGUCAUCGCUUGGCUGUCAGCUACAGCAAUGAUAUCAUGAUGGUAUCAGAGGGUAUGAAGAGAAGCAAUCUUAACAUUGGUUGCCGUGCUGAAUCUUCAAACCAUUUGUUAUUUUGAGCUCCUCCUAAAUUGUUUUGCUUUUCCAUAGGACUUCGCCAAGGACUUUGAUUAUGGAUUAUAAGAUUAUUUCUUAAAUGA